Messenger RNA from Oxyura jamaicensis (ruddy duck), 8481 nucleotides. RefSeq names its product solute carrier family 6 member 6 (gene SLC6A6). Gene Ontology annotation, cellular component: plasma membrane. The coding region runs from base 423 to 2285 and encodes 620 amino acids. Gene Ontology annotation, biological process: taurine transmembrane transport; neurotransmitter transport; sodium ion transmembrane transport. The record is from RefSeq and is a predicted model, not a curated record. The transcript has 17 exons. Gene Ontology annotation, molecular function: taurine:sodium symporter activity. NCBI's taxonomy places the organism in Eukaryota, Metazoa, Chordata, Aves, Anseriformes, Anatidae.
GUGAUGCUCAAAGCUCCCUCAUUAGACAACAGACACGAGAGGUCAGGAAGAAAGCGCUUAUAAAUCACCGGCGCCCCCCGCCCGGCGCUGCUAGUCGCGCCGCACCGUUCCGCCGCACGGCCGCAGGGGCGCAGCGGCGCGCAGGCUCCGCGCCCAGCGGACCGCAGGAAGAGAAUAUCCACUCAGGAGAGACUCUUCUUCAUUGCCUCAUCCUAUGGAGGAAUCACCACUGCCCAUCUACAUUGAGGAGGGGACAGAAGUCCCGAUUGAUAAGCAGUCUCUCAGAUAACCCAUAAAGAAAGAGACUAACAGAUCAGUAAGCUUGUCUGUGGUGAUCUCUUUGGACUGUAGAAGGCUGUGACUGCAUCAUUUCCCAGAGCCACUUAUUCAGCCUGUUCUUGGAUGCAUUCAAAAGCAGAAAUAUGGCAACAAAGGAAAAGCUUCAGUGUUUGAAAGAUUUCCACAAGGACAUCCUCAAACCAUCCCCUGGCAAGAGCCCGGGGACACGGCCUGAGGACGAGGCAGAAGGAAAGCCGCCCCAGCGGGAGAAGUGGGCGAGCAAGAUUGACUUUCUGCUGUCCGUGGCUGGUGGAUUUAUUGGUUUAGGCAAUGUCUGGCGGUUCCCGUAUCUCUGCUACAAAAAUGGCGGAGGUGCAUUUCUUAUACCUUAUUUCAUUUUCCUGUUUGGGGGAGGUCUUCCUGUGUUUUUCCUGGAGGUGGUGCUAGGACAGUAUACCUCUGAAGGUGGAAUUACAUGCUGGGAAAAGAUCUGCCCUAUUUUCACUGGAAUUGGUUAUGCUUCCAUAGUGAUUGUGUCCCUUCUGAACGUGUACUACAUUGUGAUCCUGGCCUGGGGACUCUACUACCUGUUCCAGUCAUUCCAGAGUGUCCUGCCGUGGGCACACUGCCACCAGAAGUGGAACACGCCAACCUGCGUGGAAGACACUCUCAGGAAGAACAAAACACUCUGGAUAUCACUGAAUGCCACUAACUUCACCUCUCCUGUCACGGAGUUCUGGGAGCGCAAUGUACUGAGCUUGUCCUCGGGAAUUGAAGAUAUUGGUAUUAUCAAGUGGGAUCUAGCACUGUGUCUCCUCCUCGUCUGGGUGAUAUGCUUCUUCUGCAUUUGGAAAGGAGUCAAAUCCACUGGGAAAGUAGUGUACAUCACUGCCACGUUCCCAUUUGUCAUGCUCCUUGUUCUGCUUAUCCGUGGUGUGACCCUGCCUGGAGCUGCAGAAGGCAUCAAGUUUUAUCUUUAUCCUGAUAUCUCACGGUUAGCUGACCCACAGGUCUGGAUAGAUGCAGGGACACAAAUCUUCUUCUCAUAUGCAAUCUGCUUAGGAGCAAUGACUUCCCUGGGGAGCUACAACAAGUACAAAUACAACUGCUAUAGGGACUGUUUGCUGCUGGGAUGCCUGAACAGUGGUACCAGUUUUGUGUCUGGCUUCGCAAUUUUUUCCGUCCUGGGCUUCAUGGCACAAGAGCAAGGGGUGAACAUUGCUGAUGUGGCAGAGUCAGGUCCAGGCCUGGCCUUCAUUGCUUACCCCAAAGCUGUGUCCAUGAUGCCGCUGCCCACCUUUUGGGCAAUCCUUUUUUUUAUUAUGCUUCUGUUGCUUGGACUGGAUAGCCAGUUUGUUGAAGUUGAAGGACAGAUCACGUCAUUAGUUGAUCUGCACCCAUCCUUCCUAAGGAAGGGUUACCGACGGGAAAUCUUCAUCGCUAUAGUAUGUUUCCUUAGCUAUCUUCUGGGACUAACUAUGGUGACUGAGGGUGGCAUGUAUGUUUUUCAACUCUUUGACUACUAUGCAGCUAGUGGUGUAUGCCUUUUGUGGGUUGCAUUCUUUGAAUGUAUUGCUGUAGCCUGGGUUUAUGGCGCUGAUAAUAUUUAUGAUGCCAUUGAGGAUAUGAUUGGAUACAGACCUGGUCCCUGGAUGAAGUGGAGCUGGAUUGUGAUCACACCAGUUCUUUGUGUGGGGUGCUUUGUCUUUUCUUUGGCCAAGUACAAGCCACUGACCUACAACAAGGUCUACACAUACCCUGACUGGGCAAUCGGCCUGGGCUGGGUUCUUGCCCUUUCCUCCAUGAUCUGCAUCCCUAUGGUGAUGGUCAUCCGCAUCAUACAGUCAGAUGGGUCGCUCAUUGAGAGGAUAAAAGCAGUGGCUGCCCCCAAGGAAGUGAAUCGGUGGUCCAAAGAAACAGAGAGUGGCACCCCCUUCUGCCCCAACGGAACUUCGAAUGGCGGAUUGAUCAAGCCAACUCAUAUCAUUGUGGAAACCAUGAUGUGAGCUCUCUCUGUGAGAGGAUAAACCUGCUUUAACUGCCGUUUACUAACCAUAGAUUCUCAUAGGACCAGGUUUACAGAGCUUUAUAUUUGCACUAGGAUUUAUUUUUAUUUCUCACAGAGAAAGUUAUUUUUUGUGUGUGUUUUUUUUUUUUUUUUAAUAUUUUGUAAGGUAAUCACAGCAGAUGUCUCUCUGUAGAGGGAGAGCUUUCAUAUCAGACUAGACAUAUUACAGGAAUUUACUAUUAUUGUUUUUUUAAAUAUAUCUUUAAAUAUAUCUUUAUCUCUAAAUAUUAUACAUCUUACCACUUGAAUUGAUUGUCUUGCCAGCAAUAUAUUCAAGUCUCAGAGAGCAAUUUUAGGUGCUGGUAUGGUUGGGAGCAGGGUAACCUACAGAACACACAAAAGGCGCUCUGUUGAGAGAAGAAAAAAAAAAGACACUGUUUCAUGAGAAUUUUCAAAGGUGUAGUAUUUCCACCCUCUGGUUCAAUUGUGGUAAACGACAGACUUCAGGGUCACAUGAGUACAGUUAUGUUUAGCACAGUCCCUGAACAAAGAUACGGCCAGGCAGCUGGAGCAGAGAGUUUGAGAGGGAGGCAGAGAAGCUGGGUGUGAAAAGCCUUGCAGCCGUUCCUCUAAGCACGGCGCUGGGACCCCGUCACACAAGCAAGAGGAGGACUUGAGGAAGGUGUUUGCAGGACUUGUCAUGGUUCACUUCUUUUUUAGUGUUUUUUUUUUUUUUUUUUUUUUUGGAAACUUAGGUGAAAUGCCUGCUGUUUGUGCAUGAGCGAGCAGGUUGAAUACUUGCUCCUUUUUUUUUCCAGCCAAGCAGAUUUUAGCUGAGGUGUCGCUGGUGUAAACUUGAAUUCUGCAGCCUGCCCCUGAGCAGCACAGGCGAGUGUCGAGGCACUGAGCAGAGAAAAGCAGCACCUGUGGUUUUGGUGCUUCAGACGUUUGCUUGCUCAUUUGUUUGCGUGUUAAACUAUUGGACUUUGGUUCGAGGCAGAAAAAUAAAAUAAAAAAAAUCCCUUGUGGACUCUGACUGUCCAAAGGUGGACGCAAACCAGGUCAUCCCCAACACAAGGAACAAAACCGCUCACCUACACCUGGUGUAAGCAGUAUUUAUAACAGACAUGUUGUUAAUAAUAAUAGCAAUGAAGAUAAUAAUAUCGCUCAGCUAACAGGUGCUUCUCAUCCACAUAUCUCAAAAAUGCUUUGCCAAGUUUGGUAACCAGAAUUCACUUUAUUUAUUUAUUUUGGGGAGUUGGUUACUGGUGGGUGAACAGACAGAAGGACUGAGUCCCUUGUCACAUUACUAAAAAGCAGCAGUGGACCUCGGUUACCCAGUCUCCUUGCCCAUCAUUAGGUUAGACCAUGAGGCCUAUGAAUCUGUCUGCUGAAUAAUCUGCUUAUAGGAUAUUGAGUUAAAGCGAAGGACACAUGUAAUACUGAAAUGUUUUGUAUUUAUUUGGUCUGAAGGAACUGCGUACCAUUCCAGGUUAGAGUAGGGAAUAAAGAGAAACCACUACAAGGAGCGUGGGAAACGGGCUGCAGCAGGGUUGCUGGGUACAGCUUCACGUGGGCCAGGUGGAUGCUUCCAUGGGGAAUUGCUCCAUGAAGACUGGAGCAUUUUGUCCAAAAUACGGACAAAUUUUUUUUGUUCUUUUUUAAACUUGAGCAGGUUGUGCUGGGAACAGGUUCUCUGGCAAAAGAGUUCUUUUCUUAUUAUGAUGCCACAACUAGGCUAUCUGAAGGUAUCUAGAGGAAAUGCUUGAUGAAGCAGAGCUUGUACAUAAUUAUUAUGCUGUCAGCUUAGUCUGUCAGGGCAGAUUUUGGCAUUUAAACAGGAACAUAUCCAGUUCUUAACAUUCCUACACAGUAGUUUUGUUUAAUUUUUUCAUGUCCCAUGGACUAACUGGCCACAGCAGCACAAACACUUGUUGAUUAACUCGUUGGCAUUACUAUAAAAACAGUGAUUGAAAAUUAAGAGAUGGACCAAAAGCAAAAAAAAAAAAUGUAUAUAUAAAAAAAUCUUUCUAGUUUGAAUUUGUAUAUAUUUUUACAUCACAUGGCUGAGUUGCAGCAACAAAGCCAGUCAUGUCAUGGUUUUUUGUUUUCCUUUUCUGGUUGCUGUAUUAUGAGAGUUAUAAAUGAACCUUUUCCACAGCUGGAGAUGGCAGACAUCUAAUUUCACCUGCUGGGCCAGUGGCAGUUGCCAGCCUAAGGCCCCAAGAAUAUCCCUGGAGGAAUUCUGUGAGCCAGGGGGAUUCUGUCUGGAAUUUGCCAUCAAAUGUGCAAAAAGUAAAUUUGCAUACAGCUGAUUGUUUUUUUUUAAGCCUUCAGCAAUCAGAGGCACGGAGAUGGAAUCAAAGAUAACUCUCUUACUGGGUUUCAACUUGGACCCUUAUUUCUGAGUUACAGUUAGUGUCUGCAACGAACAGGCAUUGUUGCCUGGGUUAAGAUGGGAGCAGCAGGUUGGGGGAGGGGGGGGCUAAAUUAAUGGUUGCUGUGAGUGCAGAUGAAACACUGAUGCUUAAUUUAUAUAUUAUUUUCUUGAUAUGUUGUCAUACGACUGUAUUUGAGAUUUGUUUGCACAUCAGUUUCAUAACAUAGAGCUGAGACAAGCUUUAGUUAGGAAAAAAAAAAAUGGUUUGGCUACAUCAGAAAUGUGUGUGGUGAGUCAGCUGGGUGUUUAGCCAUCUCCCGCCUUGUGGAGAGCAUCUUUGCGUUAAAAACCAGAGGGCUAAUACUACACCUUUAAAAGUACAACUACCAGAGAACCAGAACCCAGCCCCAUUUCGAUACAAACUGUGCCAUUCAAAUCAGUCGCUUCCAUGUACCAAGUGAAAAUGUCUUGCACGUACGCAACAACCUCAUCGAAGCGUUCUUGAUGUAAACUUCUCUGGCCCUGCUGUGCUCUGCAGCAUGACUGCAAGGGAGGGCUGGGGCUCACAAAGAGCCAAGAAAUGUUUCUGGAAAAUAGUUCCCUUCACCGCUUUUCUUCCCCCUCCAAAAAGAAUUAUUUUUGUUUUAUCUGGGGUUUGAGUUCCAAUGAGCACUCUUGCAUUUUAAAGUGUUUUUUCCUAACAUUUUUAUCAGAUUUCUGAACUUUUCUUGUUGAUAAAUUUGCAUUUCAACAUGAUCUUCUGCCAAAAUUAUUAAAAAAACAAUUUUUAAGAAAGUCUGUGUUUCCUACCUAUUUAUGAUUGCAAAUAUGACUGUUUUCUUUUUCCUAAUUUACUUGUUAAACAUUUGUGACUUAUUUUACCUGUUUUAUGUAAAUGAGGAACUCUAUAUUAAAAUAUCAUGACUAGUCAGAGAUGAGCUGGUUUGGAUCCAGGGAAAAGUUAGGGCAGUUUUUGGCAUGAGAUCUUUAGAACCAGAUAGCUGAGUUUGAGAUCACAGAAAAACAAAACAAAAGCACACCUUUUCCUAUUUCAUGCACCUUUGUAUUAAUCGGUUCUUCUGGGAUUGGAAACAGCAGAUUUUCAGCAGUAUUUAUUUCCAGCUGAGCUGAAAUCAAGAGAAGUUCAAAAGGCAAAGGGGAAGAUUAACCCCACCGGACUCUGGCCUGUUUCAUCUCUUUCUCAGUUUUCCAAACUUUGUCAGGUCACCUGUGACUAGUUAUGAUCUCACUGAAUGGGCAUCUAUUGUAAGGGACUUUACCAGUAGUCUGUAUUUUGGUAUUUAAACAGUAUGAUUUCAUAAAUAGAACUGGUUUUUAUGGGUGUUGUUAUUGUUCUCAUUUUCCUUUUCAUCUGUAGCUUUCCUUUUCAUCUGGUCCAAACAGACCCACACACUUCGCAAAGCCCUCUUUAAAGUGUGAGAUAGUAGGUCCACAAUGGAUUUGUUCUUGUGUUGUAAAAGGAAAUAUCAAAGCGUCGCAGCUGUAUUUACCAUCUAAAACAAUGCUGGUGUUCAGCCUUCAGCAGCAGCGUAGCUCAGGAGUGGAGGGAGGUAGGAAUGGUCUGCUGAAAUAGGUCCCGGAGCAGCAGGACUGAUUUUCACUGCUCUUCCUGGGGAGAGGAGGAAAGAGAAAAAGAAGGUGCAGCCUUAGGGUUGCUGUAACGCACACAAAAAAAAACACACAUCAGCAGAACCUUUUGUGCCACUGUCAGGAUCGCAAUUUCUGCAGCUAUUUUUACUCUACUGCGCAUCCUGCUUUCUCAACUGCAGAUAGUCCUGGUUCCUCUUCCCUGCCUCAGCGUUAGAACAGUUCAAGUAGAGCUGAAGACACCUGGACAUUUCCAUUCAUUAGGCCUUUUACAAGUCUCCUCCCAGGCUGCUUUCAUUUGCUAAGGAGACUCAGUUUUGGUGAGGUUGUGCUUGUCACACUUGGGUUCAAAGCUCCCACUUCGCAUCAAUGGCAAAACUCCAUUGGUGGGAGAACAAUUUGAAUGUUUUGAAUACCUGUUUAUUAGCUUCCACUUCUUGUGGUCACUGCAGGAUCACGCGUGGAGGCAUAGUGUAUAUAAAAUGUUAAAUAAGCUUUGUAUUGAAUGGAGUGGACAAGUUAACCAAGCAGCUCGAGUAUACUUGGAAGAAAGAUGACCCUGACAUCAUUUCCAGACGGUUCAAUGCAAGUUGCUCACUUUCAGUAAAAAGAAAAAUAAAUCUGUGCUUACGCAGACUAGUAGAUGAAAUCUUCCAUCCGUAUAAGCACGCACACAAGCGGGGACACUGCUUUCAUUCCUAAGCUGCAGACUGUGCAUGUAAAUCUUUCAGAGCUGUUGUGGCUAAGCACGGAGAAGGCUUAGGCACCACUUUCCUACAAAGAGCCGACCUGUCAGGGCACCCAAAUGGACUCCACUAAGUCAGGGUACAAAAUCCCAUGGCCCCUCUGAGAAAGCCUUGAGGGCUGGGCUCAAAAUCUCUCCUGGCACCUUGUUAGCACCGCAUGGCUCCGCCUGUAGGAGGUCUGGUGUGCUGUGGCCUCAGGCAGCUGCCUUGGACUUGUUUCCUCCAAAAUCGUCAUCCAAAGCUUUGUGGUUAGAAUUAACAUGUAGUUGUGUAUUUGUAUAUUUGCAUGAGCAAAGGUCAGGAACUGUCAGAACCUAGUAGCUCCUUUUAUUUCUUGUAAGCAAAGAUAAGCUUAAGAAAGAAAGUGUUCAGUCGACUGUGACCCCUGACACCUAAGAAACCAAUAACCUAGUGCAAAAGAAGCCCCUCUGCCCCCAAGCUCCAUACUAAGGUCACCAAAAAAAAUAAAUAAUAGUAAUAAUAAAAAAAAAUAUUGGUAUCAACAGUCAAUUUGAGCUUACUGGAAAAUUUGGUCAAGAAAGACUUCCAGCAUAAGCAGCACUAGCUCCAGCUGGAAAACUGCCAGUCCAAACCCCGUCCUUCCACCAGAGCAGGGCUCUUUUCUGCCACCACCGCUCCCCCACCAAAAAUACUCUGAAUUUGUUUCUAUUCAAAAGAUAAACAGAAAAAAUCAUUUUUGUAUGAUUUUUCCAAGUGCUAGUGUGAGCUGUUGAUUUCAGUUUACCCACAUCCAAAAAAAACAAGAAUUGAAAAAACUUCAGCCAUGAUUUGAGAAAGAAAAAAAGGCGAGAGGAAAGAAUUUUGCAGGUUGAAAACAUUAAGAAAACAAAUUAUUCCCCCAUCCCCAACAAAGGUGGGAAGAGUUUGCUUGCAGGACUUGCAACUGGAAAAGAGCCCGACCCUGCUGGGAGUGCUGGGCUAUUGAAUGACAGCCCAGACACGUCCUCCUUUGUAUUGCGGCUUUGUCCUAAUUUGAAAUAAACUGUAAAACUGUCAGGACGUAAUUGCUACACACUUUACGCAGUUCUGGGUUUUAGGAGCAAGGCAAAUUAAAAACAGUGUAAAAAGGGGCGAUUUUCUGGAGGCUUCCUCCCUGUACGUCAGCUCUGUGCUGCACAGCGGGAUGGUGCCGCCUGCUUUCCCAUGUGCAGCAUGGGGAGAACAUUGGCAGCCUUAUGCUAAGGAGCUCUCAGUGGCCUGAGUUGAGAAAUUAGAAGAAAAAGCAGGGGAAAAUAUGUAUAAAAAGUGAAACUUGGUUGUGCUAAGGAGCUGUGCAUGUGUGCUUUUGUGUGCGUGCAUAUACAGGGGAAGGCUUCGGGCCUGUAGCAUAGUACGUGUUAGCAUGAUACAUGUUGGUUCUAAACCUCUUGCAUCUGCUUCUGCAGUUGAGAUGUUAAAAAGGUUUUAUUUCUUUUUUCAAUAUUUAAAGAAAAAAAAAA